Molecule: messenger RNA, 5548 nt
Organism: Paramisgurnus dabryanus
Lineage: Eukaryota; Metazoa; Chordata; Actinopteri; Cypriniformes; Cobitidae
Gene: fmn2b
Product: formin 2b
Biological process (GO): actin nucleation; cortical actin cytoskeleton organization
Cellular component (GO): cytoskeleton; actin filament; cytoplasm
Molecular function (GO): actin filament binding; microtubule binding
Source: RefSeq, a predicted model, not a curated record
UACUGGUAAUAAACUGCUUGUUUUACAGAAUAUCUCUUUGUUUAUAAAUCAGUCAGUGAUUAAGAAUAUGUUUUGUGUUUCAGUGUAAAUGUCUUUGAUAUCUGUCAUGAUUUGUUUGUCUCUCUCUCUGUCUCUUUUUUUUUUCAGUCAGUGUGUAUUGCUGUGUGUGAUAAUGCAGCCCGUACAGAUGCUGGAGGUCCCAGGAUUCAGACAGAGGCUGCUGGAGGCUUUAAGUCUGGGCAGACGGCAGCAGUAUCAUCUCCCCCACCUUCAUCACGAGCAGAAGGAGGAGCCGAAAGCCAACGUCCCCUGGGGCCGCUCCCCCUCCCGCACCGGCUCCAUCCGCAGAGUGGAGGAUGAGCGGGGGGAUGGAUGCAGCGAGUGCGAGAGCGACCUGCUCUAUCUCUCUUUCGUCACAGCGUCAUCUUCUAUUCCUUGCGUCGUCUCGUCAUCUGACGGCGAGAGCGCGUCGUCGGGGGCGACCGGCCGUUCGCGCAGACGUAAACGCAAGCACUGGAGCGGCCAUGCCUUGAACGAGCUCCUGAUCAUGGGAAAUCAAGACGGAAAGCUCAAGCGCUCGGCCGGGGGGGAUGCGGGAGGCGCGGCCGAGGAGUGCGGAGCUCUCCGUGAGAAUAAUGGCACAAAGAAAUUCCAUGGGAAGAAAUCCCACAACAAACACGGUGAGGGAGGAAAAAAGAAAAACAAAUCGGACUCCAAAUCUGUUUUUCCUCACAUACGGAAGCGUAAGAACCAAGGAAAGGGGAAGGGGUUUUUGGGAGGCUCUAAAGAGGAUGCAUUAGAUUCCCAGCACGAUGAACUUGACAGCGUUCCUUCUUUAUGCAACAAAACGCCGGAUCUCUCUGGAGAUGAGCUCGGCCAGUCGGACGCGGAGGCAGAGAGGCCUCGUUUGUUGGCAGACAGCAGGCAGACCACGCUGGAUGCUGCCGACGGCCCCGAGGAAGAGGAGAGAAAGGUGGUGAGCUCCGGAUCAGAUACGGAUAUGUACAGUUUCCACUCGGCUACAGAGCAGGAAGAUUUGCUGGCCGAUAUUCAGCAAGCCAUCCGUCUCAAGCAGAGUGUGAUUCUGAACAGUGUCAUCGACCUCCCAGAGGAAAAGGAUUGUAAACAAACCGGCUGCGGUGAUGUUAACAGCACUCCUACCCCCGACUCUGAGCCCUUCACCGUGCUGGAGGCGCUUCCCAAACGAGAGAACGGUCACAUCAGCAGCCUGCUCCCCCCUCAGCAGCCCACUGUCAAAGAGGAGACAGACGCUUUUGGAGAACCUCUCCCCUCGGAUGGGGCCCUUUGUGCCUCGAUCGCCGUGGUGACUGUGACAAAAGAGCCAGAGGCAGUGAGCGAGCCCCCCGCCCCUCUGCCCGUGGCCACGAGCCCCGUUACCAAGACAACCAGCACCACCAGCUUCCCGGAUCUGACAGCUUCCUUUGAAAGUGCUACAGAGGCCAUCGAAGAGGAAAAUGUUGACGUUUCUCCCAGAGACGCCCCUAGCACUGACACGUUAUCCGGCGGCAAUGAUCUCGGGUCCGCGGGCUCUCUGGAGUGCGUCACCGCCAUUGAACUUGCAUCAGAACCGCCCGAGGAGGAAGCUCCGGACACCCAGAGACGCAAAAGCAGCGUCACGUUCUCGCAGUGGGCGCAGCCGGAGAGUCCGCUGGCCACGCGGCUCCUAAAGUCCGCGCUGACGUCCUGCGCCACCACCUGUAAUUCGGUCAAGCCGUACCCACCCAUCAGCACGUCUUACAUCAAAACCACCACCCGUCAACUCAGCUCGCCCUCUUGCUCGCCAGGACCGUCUCCCUCUCACAGCCCGCUGUUCGCACGGAGAGGCCACGGAGACUCCUCGGCGACGGUCGCCAGGGCAGAUAGGAGACGAGUGAAGCGACAGCGAUCGUACAGCAUCACCGGGCCCAUCAGCCGAUCGGCAGACUGGACGGAGGAGCUUCGUACGCUCCCUCCUAAAGCAGCGGGUUCAGCUGAUUACCUGGAGUACGGUGGAUCCGAUGGGGCGCUCAGGACGGGCAGCGCGACACAGAAGACAACAGGAGCUCAAGCUUCCACCUGCGGCUUUCACGAGGUCUUUACAGGUCGGACGUUAUUGGAGAAGUUUUUCCAGCAGCAGGAUUCCAGUGAACCUGAGGAAGCGGAGAGACUUUGCUCCAGGAUUCUGGCGAUGGGUUUGUUGCUUCCGUUCAGUGAUUGUUUCAGAGAGCCGUACGACAGCAGCGGACAUCUCGCACCUAAGUUUGACCAUGAUCAGUUAUACACAUGGGCAGCAGUGAGUCAGCCGCCUCAGUCAUUGGAGCGUUUGGAGGUCCAUUUACCCGAUCACCUCUCGAGCCUGUGGCACCCAGCCAGACCGGAAGAGAAAGACAAACCUGAAGCCAAAUACACAGAGGCUGAGCAUCAGGCUGUCGUUUCAGACUUAAAAAAACAACAAGAUGAAGAAAUCCGGCAAAUUGAGGAGGAGUCUGUGCUGAAGACGGUGCGUUUGAAACAUGAACAUGUCUGUGUGAUCGAGCAGUUGGAGCAAACCAUUGAAGACUUGCGCUGUAAAAUCGCUGAGCUGGAGAAACAGCAGCCCUUGCUGGAGCGAGAGAUCAUCACACAAGAUCAGGAGUGCGGCGGUGAGGAAGAUCUCGUUCCAGACGUCUGCCAUGUGGACUUACAGACCGAAACCCUGGCACUCCUGGCGCUGGAGGCCAAAUCAGUGCAGACGUCUCCUAUGGAGGAGAGCUUCAGGUUUAAAGUGCCUUCUCUGGAGCAGAGCCCUGCGGAGCUCCUGCUGCCCAGGCGGAGCGAGCCUUUACUGGCCUCAGAAACGACAUCAGACCCCGAUCGGGCCGUACCUGCUUUUGUGUGUGUGUGCCAAAAGCAGCAGGGCAGUUUAUUGCCUCCACCUCCACUGCCAAGCAGUUUUUUGCCUCUUCCAGGGGAGACCGUUCCUCCACCUCCUCCUCUCCCUUCAAUGCUAGCGCCUCCUCCACCUCCUCCGCUCCCAGGUGGCCCAUUGCCACCACCACCUCCUCUUCCUUUAUUGACUGUGCCUCCUCCACCUCCUCCACUCCCAGGUAGUUCAUUGCCACCACCGCCACCUCCUCUUCCUUUAAUGACUGCUCCUCCUCCACCUCCUCCACUCCCAGGUGGUUCAUUGCCACCACCGCCACCUCCUCUUCCUUUAAUGACUGCUCCUCCUCCACCUCCUCCACUCCCAGGUGGUUCAUUGCCACCACCGCCACCUCCCCUCCCUUCAAUGUCUGUUCCCCCUCCACCUCCUCCGCUCCCAGGAAGUUCGUUGCCGCCACCUCCACCUCCUCUACCUGGUCUGUCUGCACCCCCCUCUCACCCUGCCGCAGUGUCAGCGCCUCCUCCACCUCCUCCUCCACCACCCCCUCCGGGUCAUUCUGGUCCGUCGUCUGGGGCCUGUGGUCCUCCUCUGUCCUUUGGCUUGGGCUCUUUGCCGCCUCCUCUGCCUCUGGGGUUGUACGCACUGGGAGCAGCACACGAGAAACCGCCUCGCAAAAAUGUGGUAGAACCUCCGAGACCCAUGAAACCGCUCUACUGGACCCGGAUACAGCUUCACACCAAAAAAGAUUCUGCUUCUCUUGUUUGGGAGAAGAUCGAUGAGCCAUCUGUGGAUUUUCAGGAAUUUGUUGAUAUGUUCUCCAAAACAGCAGUGAAGGAAAAGAAGAAACCUCUUUCAGACACAAUCAGCCGGUCAAAGACCAAACAGGUGGUAAAGCUGCUCAAUACAAAGCGUUCUCAGGCUGUCGGGAUUCUGAUGUCCAGUUUACAUCUCGACAUGAAAGACAUUCAGCACGCGAUCCUGAAUCUGGACAACACGGUGGUGGAUCUGGAGACAUUACAGGCGCUCUAUGAGAACAGAGCUCAGCAGGAUGAACUGGACAAAAUAGACAAACACAUUAAAUCCUCAAAAGAUAAAGAUGGCAGCAAACCUCUGGACAAACCUGAACAAUUCCUCCAUCAGCUCCAUCAGAUUCCUGAUUUCUCGGGUCGAGUCUUCUGUAUUCUCUUUCAGUCCACCUUCACUGAAUGCAUCUCAUCGGUUCAGCGCAAACUCCAGAUUCUUCAGAGGAUUUGCAAGACUCUUCAGGGUUCCUCGGGUGUUCAGCAGCUGCUUGGUUUAGUUUUGGCUUUUGGGAAUUACAUGAAUGGAGGAAACCGGACCAGAGGUCAAGCAGACGGAUUCACGCUGGACAUUCUGCCCAAACUGAAGGACGUUAAGAGCAGCGACAACAGUAAAAGUUUGCUGAUUUAUAUUGUGUCUUAUUACCUGAGACACUUUGAUGAGGACGCUGGCAGGGAGUCGUGUGUGUUUCCUCUUCCAGAACCUCAUGACCUGUUUCUGGCGUCUCAGAUCAAGUUUGAGGACCUCAAUAAAGAUUUACUGAAGCUCAAGAAAGAUCUGCGAGUUUGUACUUCAGAAGUACAGAAGGUUUGUUUGAGUACCACAGAUGAACACCUGCAACCCUUCAAAGAUAAAAUGGAGAGUUUUGUAAGUGAAGCAAAAACCGAGCUGGAAACUGAAGAGAUGAAACUCGGUGACACUCACAAAGUGUUUCUGGAGUUGUGUUCGUUCUUCUCUGUGAAGGCCAAGGGCGGUGAGAAAGAAGUUUCACCAAACACCUUCUUCUCUAUCUGGCACGAGUUCUCCACCGAUUUCAAAGACGCUUGGAAAAAGGAGAACAAGGUUAUUUUACAGGAGAGACUAAAAGCCGCAGAAGAAAGUUUCAGACAGGUGAAGGAGAAAGCAACAUACAGCAUCAAACCCAAACACGCAUCUGGAAUCAAAGCAAAGUUGGGUAUGAAGAUUUAAGACUUGUGGAUGAAUGAUCUCAAAAACCCUUGCUGACUUUUAAAGACUCGAGCGCACACACAAACACACAGCAGACAUCACUUCACUGUUGCUUUGGUCAUCUAUGAUAUGAACGCAGUUUACCCUCUUUGACUGUGAUGUCAUAUCCUGUGUGACGACCUCACACAACAUUGACAUUAAAGUUCACUGGACGUACUGGAGGUCUUGAAGCAAUAUCAUCAAAAAAGUUUCAACUUUAUUUUUAAUAGAUGAGGAUAAAAGGAAGAAGAGAAAGUCUGUGUGUGAUAUGAAGUUCAUCCGUCUGCUUUUUAAACAUCAGCACAUGGUUUUCACUGAAUUGAGUCCUGUAGCCUUGACCUUAACAUCUUAAAAGCACACUACAGGACCUGAAAGAGACACUUCAGCAUGUAGAAUAUGAGGAGGAAGAAGAAGAAACAGCUGGUGAUCGUGUCUCUCGCUCAUUUAAUUCAUCAUCAAGGUUUUUUCUUAUCUCACUGCAUUGACACACAGUUUGACAAAAUGUAUUUAAAUGUAAUUUUAAUUAAUGUAAAUGAUAUUAACAUCUUUAUGUAGCAUUCUUGUUUGUUUUUAGCAUGUUUGUGUUGGACGUCUGGAUGAAGGACUGAUGUCUGCUCUCUAUGUGCAAUAACUGUUUGUAUGUUUGAUGGUUUUGAGAAGUGUAAUUUAUGUAAAAUA